Molecule: messenger RNA, 2435 nt
Organism: Gymnodraco acuticeps
Lineage: Eukaryota; Metazoa; Chordata; Actinopteri; Perciformes; Bathydraconidae
Gene: thpo
Product: thrombopoietin
Exons: 5
Coding region: 1033-1587 (184 amino acids)
Biological process (GO): cell population proliferation
Cellular component (GO): extracellular region
Molecular function (GO): cytokine activity; hormone activity
Source: RefSeq, a predicted model, not a curated record
GUGUUGAACAGUGUGUCUGAAAUGAGGAUGGAUGGUGCAUUGCCUCAUGUUUUCUCUUAUCCAUGUCGUUGACAGCUAAUAUACCUCCUCAACCCCCCACAUGUCAGUUGAAUUGGAGCCCAUCGCCUCUUCCAGCUGUGCCCUCCAGGCAUUACAACCCGAGGGAUGUGUAUCCGGGUGAAGACCGCUUGUUCAAUUCUUCUCCUGGGUGAUAAAUGCAGCAAGUGUGGCUGUUAAACAAUCCUUUGAAGGGUAAUCACUCAGUCAGUGAUUUCACCUUGUCCCCCAUGCAAAGAACAGAAGCCUGUAAGAAUACAUGAAGCACUUAUAUUCCACUUAGAGAAAAUCUAAGUGGAAUAACAACAAAAUAAGUUACAAAAUUAUAAUAUGAACAAAAUCUGUCCAUCUGGUACACUUAUACCUUAGAUAAUUAUACUACUAUUUUCCAAGCAGGCCUAACUUGUAUUACACACACAGUUAAAACACAACCAACAAGCUGUAUAAAACACCUAUAAUGAAGAAAAAAGGCCUCCCACUGCGGGCUGUAGCUUCCUCUGACACCAAUUUUGUGAAUUAUCUGAUUCUGAACCUGAGCUGCUACCUCUAUUGGCCGGAGCAAAUUGUGCCAUAAGGUAAAUAGUCUCCAGCAGUAGUGGCGGGAUUUUGAUGUUAGCUUUGCAAAUGGAGUCUUUCACAAUAAUAAAUCAUUAACCUUUUAGUCAGCAGUGCAGCCCACUCAACGCCCGGAAAGCCAACCCUGGCCAAACGAGAAGCAAACUAGUCCCGCUAAUAUCAAUGAAAGCCAUUUUCAGUCUGUAACAUUUUGUUAUGCUGAGCAGCAGGAAAGUUGAUGCGCAUCCUGUUCUCCAGAUAACACUUGCACUUCCGACUGCUGAAUGAGAAGGUGGGAUAUCAAGUGGGGAGAAGACAAAAAGGACACACAGCUCCUCUACAGAGGACACAGGGAAUUAUCCACCUGGCAUAUUUCUUAAUGGAACAAAUGUGGAUUCAUCGGGAGUGGCCAAGCAGGGCAUGGCGUUAAGCAUGUGUGUUUGUGUUUGCCCAGGACUCCUGCUGCUCUUUAUGGUAGCCUCUGAACUGCGGGAUGCUGAGACAAAACCCAUAGAAUUUGUGUGUAAUAAAGGUGCCAGGCGGGCUAUUAACAUUGUGGCAGAGCUGAAGAGUGCACUGAGUGAAUGUUAUGGCUCGACAACGCUCUCCACCCCGGUUCAGCUACCCUGUACCGAGCUUCACGUAGCAUCUUGGGAAAACAGAUCAGACCAGGAGAAGAGAGGAGACAUCAUUGCAUCCUUGAAGCUUCUUGUUGAAAGUGUGAAGGUGUUCAAGGCCCAAAGCCAGCCGGGAUGUGCUGCUUCACUUCUGCAGAGACUGGAGAACAACAUCAACAACUACCUGCUCAUUCUCACACAGCUUCAGCUGAGUGGGCCAGCAGUGAGUCCAGGACUGUCAUGUGUUCCUCGAAGCACCCAGAGUCUGAGCACAGUCCUGUUGAACUACAACCAACUGAUCUCAGGCAAACUAGAGCGGUUUGUCAUUAACCUGGAAGACAGAUGCAAUUCCAAUUAACAUAUGAACAAAUAAAGUGGACCUAAUGUUCUUCAAACUGCUCCCCCCAGGGCGAUAAAAGAAGAAUGAAAAUCCAACAGAGCAAAACUGUCAGAAAGAUCUGGAUAUUCUCCUUUCCCUGUUCCACAUGUGUAUGCACUUUGUUGUAGAUCUCAAAUAUUGUAUAGGUGAAAAGUUUGCUUUAUUUAUAUAAUGUAUAACUUUUUAAGAGGAUAAAGAAGAAAUACAACCUUUACUGCUGGUCGUUAAGCGCAAUUAGAGUAUCAUGGACAAAUGAAUGUAUAACUGAAAGGCAGUUCUUUUUAAUGAAUCUACUAAACUAUGGAUGCUUUAAAGUUUGUUCUCAGCCAAUGGAACUAUUACAAGCCUACAAUCUGCAAAAAGUCAACCUGAUUUGGAUUCAUUUUAUUUUUCAGAUUUGUUGUGAUCUUUAGUGGUAGCAAGGUUUGCAAAGCUGUGGAAAACAUACAAACCAUCCAGUUGCAAAUAGUUGUAUUUCACAUUGUUUUAUAUCCAAAUACUGCAAGCCCUUGCACAUUUGCUUAAUUUGAAAAAUCUAGUUCACUUACUGGGGAUUUAUGCCGACUGGUCAAGUGUUCCUGGUAUGAAUUUAGAGAGCAACUGUUUAUUCUCAUUGCACUUUUAGAUAUCUCUGUUUACAUUUUUUAUUUUAAAGUUUAUUGAUUUGCUGUAGAUUUGUGCCUUUUUCUAUGUAUUUCAUAUUUUAAUUUAGGAAAUGUAUCUUGCGUGCCUCAGUGAAUUUGUAUAUGUAUAUCCAGAUUUGUCAUUUUAAGAGGACAUUAUUUAGUUGUUUAUCAAAACAAUAUAAUAUGCAAUAAACUAUGAUU